This is a messenger RNA of Pantherophis guttatus, 3030 nucleotides long. Its product is annotated as olfactory receptor 10W1. Gene Ontology annotation, cellular component: membrane. The record is from RefSeq and is a predicted model, not a curated record. NCBI's taxonomy places the organism in Eukaryota, Metazoa, Chordata, Lepidosauria, Squamata, Colubridae. Gene Ontology annotation, molecular function: olfactory receptor activity; G protein-coupled receptor activity. Gene Ontology annotation, biological process: G protein-coupled receptor signaling pathway.
ACAAGCAGAGAUCAGUACCAGAUAAACAAUCAGGCAAAAAACAAUAAUCUAAUCAAGGAAUAUGAAAAUGUUGAAAAAAAAUUGUCACAUCACUCAUAUUUAUUUAUUCAAAUUUAUUAUAGACUCUUGGCAGUGUACAAAAUUGAAAAAUCCAUAAAAACAGAUAAAAUGUAAAACCAUACAGACAGCCCAUAUUUAUAAAGAGUGAAGAACAAAGACAUAUUUGUUGAUAGGCUUUCUCGGAAUGAGGGCCAUGUAUUACAUACUUUAAGAAAUGAGUACUAAUUUUAUUAAAAGAAAGGCUUCCUUGAUGAAGCAUGCUCUUCAGAGUCCAAUUUGUCAUUUUUUCUUGUUUUGCAAAUAAAGAAUAAUGUUUAAGACCCACAAUUACCUAAUUAUAGCUGUACUUAAUUAUAGCUGUAAAAGAUGUAUAAAUUCCUCACAGAAUAGAAUCUACAUUGAGUUUAAGACCCAGUUACAUGUGAAGAUCAUAAUUAGCAAAGUUGCACCUGGUACAGAUAUACCCAUUUUUGUAGUAAUCAAACUAAUAUACAACCACUCUGAAAAGUGUCUGUAAAUAUUCCAUGGAGGUAUAUGAACUGGGCAAUAUAUCAUAAAUCAUCUAGAUUAAGCAACUGCACCCUAGGGAUUCCACAAAGAACAAGGCAGAAAAGUCUGGCUAAUGUAUCCAAAGAUUGAUAGCACUUCACAGGCAAGUGAACAUACAUAUUCUCUAGCAGAUCCUCUUUCUUCAGCAAGGGAGUGAGACCUUGGCUGUUUUAACCUAUCUAUGCAGCUCUUUUUCGAGGAAAAAGGCCAUUCCUCUUUUUCCUGAUCAAACCUAUGACUGAACAAUCUUCUCAUCUUGGCAGUCCAAAUACAGACAGAAAUCACAAGAACAGUGGAGCUGCCACUUAUCAUCCCUGGAUAGGAGCAAUCAUUCUGGAUGCUUCAGGAGAACUGUACGGCAAUGCUGGAUUUUAUGUUUUUGGCUUUUCCCACUCAACCACAGUAUCAGUCUUUGCUUUUCUUGGGCAUUAGCACAGUUUAUGCACUCAUAAUCACAGGUAACACACUGAUUAUAUUAGCUAUCUGGAAGAACCCUCACCUGCAUACCCCUAUGUAUUUCUUUUUGGGCGCUCUCUCUGUGAUUGAACUUUGCUAUACAGCGACUGUGGUCCCACAGAUCUUGGUGACCAGCUUGCAGAAGAAGAAGUUCAUCAGUUUUAGGAGCUGCAGUGCUCAGAUGUUUCUUUUCAUUGGACUAGGUAGUGCUGAUUGCUUCUUGCUGGCUAUUAUGGCCUUUGACCGUUAUGUGGCUAUUUGCAAGCCUUUGACAUACAUCUUCAUCAUGAGUCAGCAGCUAUGCAUUCAGCUAGUAGUUAUGUCAUUGAUUGUUGCUUUCCUGAUUUCCCUGAUGCUGGUGUGGCUGGUCUUUCACCUUUCCUUCUGUGCUGAGCUUGGAAUUGAACACUUUUUCUGUGAUGUGCCCCCUAUGUACCAGCUCAUAAGUAACAAGACUGAACUCAGUGAAGUUGGGAUUCUGUUUUCAGGGGUAAUGGCCAUUGCAGUGCCUUUCAUAUUGAUCUGUAUCUCUUAUCUUUUCAUCACUGUGGAAGUGCUGCGGAUCCACUCAGCCGAUGCACGUCGAAAGACUAUAUCUACUUGCUCUUCUCAUCUAGCUGUGGUGGCCCUCCAGUAUGGUUGCUGCAGCUUUAUGUACUUGCGUCCAAACACCAGCUUCUCUCCAAAGCAAGACCAGCUACUUUCCAUGGUCUAUACUCUGGGCACACCGUUACUCAACCCCAUAAUCUACAGUCUAAGGAACAAAGAGAUGAAGGUAGCCCUGAAGAAAGUCCUCAGCCACGGAAUUCUUUAGGAGGAUUAAUUAUCCCACUAACUGCCUAAUGUCUUUUAGAAUGGACAUCCUUAAAGACUCCUAAAAUCCUGCAUCGGAGCCAACUUGCCAUGGCCAAUUCACUCUGGUCAACUCACCAUGGCCAACUCGCUGCGGGUCACUAAUAUCAAAGAAAUGGUGGAAUAGAAUCAUUAAAGAAAGAAUGCCAAAGGAGGGAGAGAAUGAAAUGUGAAUGAUAAAAAGUAAAAUAUUUUUUAAUUUAUUUUAAAUAAUUAAAUUGAAUUGUUAAAUUGUUCUGUGGCGAGUUGGCCAUGAUGAGUUGGCCAUAGCGAGUUGGCUGUGGCGAGUUGUCCCAUUCCACAAGAGUAAUGCAGCUCCUUCCUUGCCCUUUGAUUUUCUGUUAUAACCACUAUUCCCAACGGCUCUUUAAUUAUUUUCUCAGCUGAGUCAAAACCAAACUGGUUGGAGGAUUUUGCAAAGGAGAAUAAGGAAGCAUUAAAAAAAACCCAAUGAAACUGGCCCGCCCCACCCAUGCCAGCAGAAAGGGCAUGCUGUGGGCCCAUCAGUCAAGGAGUUCCUUUUCUGCCAUGGCUCCUGCCCUUUGGAACAUCUUACACUCCCACCCAUCCCCAAGGUGAGAUCCAUACUGACCCUCCAGGCCUUCUGUAAGGUCCUAAAGACCUGGCUCUGCCAGUUGGCCUGGAGCCCCAAUGAGGGGGUGAUAUCACUCUGAAGGUGGCUAUUAGAAUAGAACACCCCCCCACCUCUCCCUGUGCUCCCCUCUCCCCCCAUCUUUUAAUGUGACAUUAUUACUGUGUCAUUUAUUCUUUAUUUCUUUUAAUGUUUACUACUUUUAAUAUUUUAAGCUGCCCAAAGUUGCCUCUAAAUGAGAUUGACAGCAUAUAAAUUUACUAAAUCACAACAUAACACAUAACACAUAACACAGCACAACACAACAAACAUAAAACAACAUAAAACAUAACAUAAAACAUAACAUAAAACAUAACAUAAAACAUAACUGUAACAUAGCAUAGCAUAACAUUAAAAUAUAACAUACUGUAAAAUAACAUAGCAUAGCAUAACAUAACAUAAAACAACAUAGUAUAGCAUAGCAUAGCAUAGCAUAACAUGCACCUGCCUCACCUGUAUUGUGAGCCGCCCUGAAUCUUCGC